AUGACUACUUCUCUCGAUCAACUUCCUUUUGACGUACUCUUUUGCGUUACCCUCAAUUUGGAUCUUGAAGACAUUUUUCACCUUGGUCAAACAUGUCGACUGUUGAGGGCUUUACUAGAGGAAAGGACAGUUUGCAGACGCGCUGUCGAAAUCAACCAUCCAUACACGGAAGAAGCACUUUCAGCCCGAAACGAGAAAAAUACUUAUGAGCAAGCCUUCCAGGCUAUCUAUGAGAGGAGAAAUGCCUUGUCAACUGCAUACCCUUAUUCAGCUCGCGUCUUAGAACAGCAGGGCAAUAGCUUUGUGUAUCGUCAAGGGACCGUAUGUAUAUUCGAUGCUGGGAUGGUCUAUGUCUCGGAUCUCCGCACUAAGCUGAACCCGGUCCAUCUUGAUCUCUCUGCUAUUGUGCGACCUGUUCUGGAGUCAAAGUUCAGAGCAUUUGGAGACGAUGGCCACUCUAAAUGGGAAAUCGACGGUAUCUCACUUUGUGAGGACGCUGAGCUAGCGGAACGCGAAAGACCGUUGCUGCUCGACAAGUUCCAUGGAUCUGACAUUGGCUCUACGAUCGCGUUCGAAAUACAUAACGGCUACUUCUACGCCGUUUCCAACCAGGGAACCUUUGAAGUCGAAGAGAUCGAUUAUACUUCCUUUUACCACGUGGUCCGGUUUCCACUCAAGUCACCAUUGCCAAAAGAUAUUUCUAAGGAUGAGCGCCUGUAUCGGCGCCAACACAAACAGGGACCGAUCCACGACUCGUGGACCGAUCUUACAUUGCAGCUUGAUGAGCGUACGAAUGAGACAGUGAUCGUGGAAUCACGACGAGAGUGGGCUCAAGCAUCUUCUCGUCAAUCACGCACGUUCUACGUCACUAAACUGGACUUCAGAGAAGAGGAUGAUAUGGAAGAGUCGUCCGAUGAGCCGCUACUACCUGAGGAUGACCUCUACGUGCCCCUUAUCGACUCUUCAAACAACGCCCAUUGGAAACCUACACCAGACCUCUAUAGCUGGAGCCAACACCCUGAGUUUUCUCCUACCGAUCCAUCGCCCCGGUCUUUCAUCCUUGCGAGAACAAAGUUUAGGGCGUACAGUUAUGCAUGCACUUCCUUCGUCGAUCUCGUAGAAGACGAGCGUUGCUGCAAUGAUCCCUCCCAGCCGCCCUGCCUUAGGCUCAGAAUAGGAUCAAGACGCGAAUUGGGCCUUGAAUACUCGGCCACAAGCUGCAAGGGAAAGGCCCCAAUCGACGAGAUGAAGCCCAACUUCCUGGAUACCCAAACACGGUACCGCCAUUCAUCUAUCCGCAUGUGGCCUCCUUCAGCAUCGCGCUGCCCCUGCUCAAAACGUCUGCAUAAUAUACUCAACCGAACACUACCAUCCGCAUCUCCAUCACAUACAAGGAGCAUCACCGGUGUGCUCGACGAACAACGCCUGAUCUUCAUGAUCAAGCCGGGACGGUCAUAUGGUCCCAGCGAUGACAACACAUUGGGCACCAUCGUCGUAGUCGACUUCUCCCGCCCUCUUACAUCUACAGCCCAUGCACCCUCAGCACCGCAGCCACCAUCGUUGUCACGAUGUGACAGCAAAAUGGACGACGAUGUGGGCGUUCAUGUUGACGAGUUGGCAUGGUAUUGGUCCUCCGAUUCCAAAGGGCGCUGCCGAGGCAGGACGUGUCAGUGA
Alternaria burnsii is the source of this 1674-nucleotide messenger RNA. RefSeq lists its product as uncharacterized. Bases 1 to 1674 code for a protein of 557 amino acids. Lineage: Eukaryota; Fungi; Ascomycota; Dothideomycetes; Pleosporales; Pleosporaceae. The record is from RefSeq and is a predicted model, not a curated record. Gene Ontology annotation, molecular function: protein binding. The transcript has 3 exons.